UGCAGGAGGGAAAUCCAAUUGUUCAAAAACCAAUAAAACUAAAAAAUUUUCACUCUCCACUUUACCGCAAUUUCUGUCUCUUUGUCUCCCCCUCUCUCCCUUCUCCUCCUUUGGGGCAAAGCAAAAUCCUUUUUCAAAACCCUAGAUUAGUAUCCGAUUAGGGUACCCUCAGAUUCUCUCGGUUCUUCUAUUGAUGCAUUUCUUGGCCAUUUUUUCUUUACGGAGGUAAAGGAGUCGCGAUUAUUGUUUGAGUGGACUCGCGAGUAUGGCGAAGGUAGCUGCCCAUGGUGCCUUAACUUCUACUUCGCUACAAAUUGGCGGCGAUGCUCUCAAAGUUGGUCCAACAGUUAAAAGGAAGACCCCUUCGGAACUCAGAGAAGAGCAGUUAGAGCGGACAAAUGUAGCAGAGCUUGUUUAUAAAUCUUUGACUCCAAGUGCUAGUGAGAUGGAUAAUGGACUCAAAAAACCAGAUCUGCCAAGGAAUCUAAGAUAUAUUGACACCCGUAUGGAUGAAGUAUAUCCUGCCAAGAAAUCAAGGUUCAACCUGCUUUUGGGAAAAGAAAAUCCCAAGCAGGAAAACCGUUCCAUUGAGCAACCUAGCAGCCUAAAGAAAAUCUCUGCACUUUCAAAUUUGGUUACCAAGAGAAGGAAACAACUUUCAUGUCCAGAGAGUUCUGUUGCUUCUGUUGAUGUUCCAAAAGAUGAUGCGCUUAAUGCCCAUCGGAUGCUUGAAAAAUGUAGUCAGGGUACAUUUCUUAGUGUUACAGAGCUUUCAUCAGGAGGUCAAAAUUUAUCAGGCUUAGCAACUGUUGACAUGGAUAAAGCAUUGAAAGGGCUAGCUGCUUGUGAAGCAAUCCUGAAUGUACCACCUGAGUCUUCUGAAAGAUUUGAUGAUCUUUCAACUGGAAACUUCUGCUCUGAAUUCCAUGUGACAGGCCAGAAGAUUCCUCUGGAUUUUACUUUGAAAACUUAUAUGCGAUUGGUGGCUUCCUCCUCAUUGAAUUGGUUAAAUAGGUCAAUGAUGUCUGGUACAUACAAUGGUAUGCCUCAAUUUACACCCCAUUCUGGUUGUUCUGACGAUCAAAAUAUUGGCAGUGCUUCACAGACCAGACUGGCUUCCCAAGUGUUGGAUUCUAAAGCAUUACAUUCAUGGGUUUAUCCUCAAUCUACCUUACCACCAUCUCUCAUUUCAAUAUUGGUCUCAGCUGCAGCUGAUGGUGUUGAAAUGGAUUUCUUAAGAAAGCGACGUAGGGCAUGGGAGGAGUCAUUUCGGAGUCUUUACUAUAUGUUUCGGGAAAAUGUUUGUAGCAUCUUUUAUGUGUGCACUUCACAUUUUGUGGUGAUGUUUACUUCUGCUGAUGGUUUGGGAAGAAGCAGAUCAUGUCAUGCCUAUAUCUCCAAGUCAACAAGAGGUUUGAGGUCGUCACUGAAAGAGCAUGAUGUUUCGUUUUCUAUGCCUCUUUGCCAAUCUCAAGUAGAACAAGUGACUACUGAGGAUCUGGUAGAGCUUUCAGAAAUUGAGAAGCAUAAUUUGGGCCAGACUCGACGCAUGAAUUCCUUCUCUGAUGUUGAUAAUACUCCACAGUCUUUGCUGGCUUUCUGUGGGAAUCAGAAUGUACAUGGUUUGUACGAGAUUUUGUUGAAUUAUAGAUCUUUCCUGACUUUUUUGAAUGCCGUGGAUGUUCCUGUUCUGUACUCUGGGGUGCCAUUUCAAAAUGCUGCUCUUUCUGCUCCAGAGGUUAGAUGUAUGGAGAUUAAAAGAGCUGAUCAUGGUACUGCUCUUCCCCAAGGAUCCACCUUGAAAGACAGUCAUUCCAUGACAAUUUCAUCUGCUGGCCUUACCUAUGGCCUUGAAAUCAAGGCUUCACAUAUUCCCCCUUGGAUUAUCAGCAACAUAUGCGCUCUAAUAGCUUCUGAAGGACGAAGCUUUGAAGCAAGCUUUACAACGGAGCAUACUUCAGUUGGCUUAAAUAUUGCUCUUGGGGCAGUUUGUGAGAUAGCUGAUAGUGAAGCUACAGUUGGUGAAAACUCACAAGAAAUGGCCUAUGCCUUCGGUAUUCCAGAAGCUAUUGUUUCCCCUUAUUUGCAUUCAGGUUUAGUAAAGGGCUUGAGCUACUGCAACGGUUCAUAUACAGUGUCUCUCUCCCCUGUAUGACAUUUUAAUACUCAUGAUCUCUGGAGAAAACUAUGUUUGCUUACUGAUGCUCCGUUCCCUGAUUUCUUUUUGCCAAUUGUAAUUUGUUCUUUGUAUAUUCUUAUUUAAUCAAGUGUAAUUAUUGGUUGGAAGACAGCUUCAAACUUGGGACGAAUCAUGUUCCUAUCAAUGACCCAUAAGAGAUUGGGUUAUGAAAGACUUUUUGAGCAACUGUUGGACACAAAU
Durio zibethinus is the source of this 2380-nucleotide messenger RNA. RefSeq lists its product as uncharacterized. Gene Ontology annotation, biological process: nuclear DNA replication. The record is from RefSeq and is a predicted model, not a curated record. Gene Ontology annotation, cellular component: nucleus. NCBI's taxonomy places the organism in Eukaryota, Viridiplantae, Streptophyta, Magnoliopsida, Malvales, Malvaceae.